Molecule: messenger RNA, 1587 nt
Organism: Trichomonas vaginalis G3
Lineage: Eukaryota; Parabasalia; Trichomonadida; Trichomonadidae
Product: ankyrin repeat and SOCS box-containing protein 4 family
Exons: 1
Coding region: 1-1587 (528 amino acids)
Molecular function (GO): protein binding
Source: RefSeq, a predicted model, not a curated record
AUGAUCAAAACAAAUUUGAUUGACUCAAAGAAACUUUACCCACAAUCUAUUAUAAGAAAUAUCUUAAAUAUCAUUCCGUAUAAUAAUCGCUAUACAAAGUCAUAUUUAUCUCUUGCCAAACUCAUAUCUGAUGAUUAUCAUGUGGAAGAAGUCAGACGAAUUCCAAUUAUCUCUAACUACAUGUUUUAUAAAGAAUAUGGAAUUAAAUUAGACAAAUCUAAUGAUUUUGAAAAAAUUCAAACAGAAAAUUUAUCCAUUCACACAGAAAAUACAAUUUACAAAGCAAUUAUGUAUAAUGACAAAGAAACAUUCAUCUCCUUCACAGAAAGAGGUGGAUUUGAUAAAGAUCAAAUUCUUGACAGCCGUUUGUAUCCAGAUUCUGAAAAAGGAUAUUCAUUACUUGAAUUAUGUUGUUACCAUGGAGCAGUUGAUUGUUUCAAAUUAUUAAGAACAAAAUUUAACUCUGAAAUAACUGAAACAUGUUUACAAUUCUCAUUUUUAGGAGGAAAUCCAGAGAUCAUGAGUGAAUGUUUGAAAUCUCAAACGCCAAAUAAAGAAUGCAUGAAAUAUGCAACUAUUUCACACAACAUUGAUUUUGUUACAUUCUUGUUGAAUGAUUUUAAUAUUAAUAUCAAUUUAGAAUAUUGUGCAAAAUUUAAUCUUGAAUCAUUUUUAGUUUAUUUCGAUCAAACUAAUGAUAUUCACAGAUGUUAUACUUAUUCGGCGUUGUUUGAAAUGUUAUCUCUUUGUGAAUAUUUCCUUUCACUUCGUACAAAUAUUAAUAUUUCAAUGGGAGAAUAUGGAACAGCUCUUCACAUUGCAGCAAUGUAUAAUUGUAAAGAAAUAGCUGAAUUUCUUAUAUCGCACGGUGCAAAUAUCAACGAAAAAACAAAUAAAGGAAGCACACCUCUUCAUGAUGCAGCAAAAUCUAAUAACAAAGAAAUAGCGGAAUUUCUAAUUUCUCAUGAAAAGAGAACCGCUCUUCAUGAUGCAGCACGGUAUAAUAGCAAAGAAAUGGCUGAACUUUUAAUUUCACUUGGUUUAAAUAUCAACAAAAAAGAUAGACAUGAAAAUACCCCUCUUCAUGAUGCAGCAUGGAAAAAUAGUAAAGAAACUGUCGAAUUUCUUCUUUCACAUGGCGCAAAUAUCAAGGAAAAGAAUAAUGUUGGAAAAACCGCUUUUCAUCUUGCAGCAUUGAAUAAUUGUAAAGAAACUGUCGAAUAUCUUCUUUCACAUGGCCCAAAUAUCAAUGAAAAAGAUAAUAACGGAUAUACCGCUCUUCGUAUUGCAUUAGAUGAUAGUAAAGGUGAAAUUGCUAAUCUUCUUCUUUCACAUGGCGCAAAUGUCAAUGAAAAAGAUAAAAAUGUAAAAACUGUUCUUCAUUUUGCAGUAGAAUAUUAUAAUAAAAAAACAAUCGAAGUUCUUCUUUCACAUGGGGCAAAUAUCAAUGAAAAAGAUAGAUAUGGCAAAACCGCUCUUCAAUAUGCAUUAGAUUAUAAUAAAAAUGAUAUUGCUGAACUUCUUAUUUCACAUGGCGCAAAUAUUAACACAAAUAUUAAGGAUGCGCCCAAAUACAUGUUAAUUUGA